AUGGAGAUUAUUAGAAAGCUCUUGGUAUACCGGCGGUUCCUGCUCAUUUUUUUUACUCCCCUUCUGCUGCUUCCAUUGCCUCUCAUCAUCAGAACCCAAGAAGCACAAUGUGCGUACACAUUGUUUGUGGUGGCUAUCUUUUGGCUUACAGAAGCUUUACCCCUGGGUAUUACAGCGUUACUUCCUGCUUUAAUGUUUCCACUGUUUGGAAUUAUGGCUUCCCAGAAGGUGGCAUCUACGUAUUUCAAAGAUUUUCACCUGCUAUUAAUUGGAGUAAUUUGUUUGGCAACAUCAAUAGAAAAAUGGAAUUUGCACAAGAGAAUAGCCUUGAAAAUGGUGAUGCUGGUGGGUGUUAACCCUGCAUGGCUCACCCUUGGCUUCAUGGUCAGCUGUGCCUUCUUGUCCAUGUGGCUUAGCAACACCUCUGCUGCUGCUAUGGCGAUGCCAAUUGUAGAGGCAGUCGCUCAGCAAAUCAUUAGUGCUGAGACUGAAGCUGAUGCCGUAGACAUGACUUAUGCAAAUGGAGCCACCAAUCAUGCACUGGAACUUGAUGAAAAUAUUACUGAUUGUGAAGCAGUUGACUCGAAAGAGAAAACAAAGCAAGCUAAUGGAUACAACAAUUGCACUGCUCCUACUUCUCAGACUGUGUGUGAGAUUGAAAAGGAAAAGGAGAAUCCAAUACAAAGCAGAACAGGAAGAGUAUACCAAAACCGAAGAGCCCAAAUGAUAUGUAAACUCAUGUGCCUGUGCAUUGCCUAUUCAUCUACUAUUGGAGGACUCACUACCAUCACUGGAACAUCAACCAACUUGAUAUUUGCAGAGCAAUUUAAGACACGGUACCCAAAUUGCCACUGCAUCAAUUUUGGAUCCUGGUUUCUUCUUUCCAUCCCCAUCACUAUUAUUCUUUUGAUUCUUUGCUGGGUUUGGCUUCUGUGGCUUUUCCUGGGUUUCAAUUUGAAAGAAACGUUCCAGUGUGGCAAGACAAAAACAGCCAAAGACAAAGCUUCAGCCCAAAUGAUUGAAAGGGAAUACAAGAAACUUGGACCAAUAUGCUACCCAGAAAUUGUCACCUCUGUCCUGUUCUUUCUAAUGGCCUUGUUAUGGUUUACUAGAGAACCUGGAUUCUUUCCUGGCUGGGCUUCAUUGUUUCCAAAAUACAAAGGGUUUGCGUCAGAUUCAACAGCUGCCUUAAUGAUUGGCCUCCUCUUCUUCAUUAUUCCAGCAAAAACGUUGUCUAGAACUUCAGAUGGAAAAAACAUUGUUUAUGACUACACUUCACUGAUAACUUGGAAAGAAUUUCAGGCCUGCAUGCCUUGGGAAAUUGCCAUUCUUGUUGGUGGAGGGUUUGCACUGGCAGAUGGCUGUGAGGAUUCAGGACUCUCACGCUGGAUAGGAAGCAGAUUAACUCCUUUCGGAUCACUUCCCUCAUGGCUGAUUAUCCUCAUUUCAUCUUUGAUUGUCACCAGUGUAACUGAAGUAGCAAGCAAUCCUGCCACAAUCACUAUAUUUUUACCUAUCCUAGCCCCUUUGGCUGAAGCCAUCCAUGUGAACCCCCUUUUAAUCUUGAUACCCACAACCCUCUGUACUUCAUUUGCAUUCCUGCUACCUGUAUCAAAUCCAUCCAAUGCCAUCGUAUUUUCAUAUGGUCACCUGACAAUUCUUGACAUGGUAAAAGCUGGUUUGGGUAUAAAUAUCAUUGGAGUUGCUGUCGUCAUGCUUGCUAUCAUGACGUGGGCCGUGCCCAUGUUCAACCUCCAUACAUAUCCGGCUUGGGCUCCGCUUCUUUCUGUUUCUAAUACCACUGGAUUUUAA
Elgaria multicarinata webbii is the source of this 1812-nucleotide messenger RNA. RefSeq names its product solute carrier family 13 member 1 (gene SLC13A1). Gene Ontology annotation, cellular component: membrane. Gene Ontology annotation, biological process: transmembrane transport. Lineage: Eukaryota; Metazoa; Chordata; Lepidosauria; Squamata; Anguidae. The transcript is spliced from 15 exons. Gene Ontology annotation, molecular function: sodium:sulfate symporter activity. The record is from RefSeq and is a predicted model, not a curated record. The coding region runs from base 1 to 1812 and encodes 603 amino acids.